This is a messenger RNA of Alternaria rosae, 2665 nucleotides long. Its product is annotated as amidase family protein. Bases 278 to 2323 code for a protein of 681 amino acids. Lineage: Eukaryota; Fungi; Ascomycota; Dothideomycetes; Pleosporales; Pleosporaceae. The transcript has 2 exons. The record is from RefSeq and is a predicted model, not a curated record.
UGACUAUGAACGCCAUGCGAUAUGCGAUAAGCAAAAGGUCGGCAUUUUGCAUCCGGUUAGGCCUCGAUUGUGGAGAUGCGGGCUGAGCCCGCAUUUGCCAAGUCACUAGCAACUUCGGUAGCAGCGUGGUACUCAUACCAUGAACCAAAGAGGCAUCUCUGUAGGCCUCGUUAUCUGGGGUAUCGUAGCAGCCUGAGCCAUGGUUCCGCCGGGACGUAUAUAAGGCAACAAUGACGGCCACAGAUUCUGUAGGUGUGCUACUCACCAAACGCUCAUCAUGGCGGGCCGUUUUCUCCUCUCUGGACUGCUGACUGCGAGUCUUACAUUUAUCCCCGUGUUGGCUGCUCCGGUCGUCAAGAGGAACCCUUACAGCUUCGUUCUGGAAAAUCCCUACGGUGAUGCUGUCUUUGAGCUUGGGAAUGUUUCCUACCUGGCAAAUACCAAACAUCCCAAGGCGAGUGCUGGCUGCUCAACCCCGGCCGGCUCUGCCACAUCGAUACCCAUCACCGUCAUCAAGACAAACGAGACGACUAUCACGAAGAAUGCCCUAGAAAGCGUUCUAUCGUCCUAUCUCGCUGGCGACGAUGUCUUCAGCCAUGAUUUCCUGGAUGGACUGUACCUCUCCUCGGGCGUCAAGUCGACGCUGGAUGCCUCUGCUGUCGAACAUCUUAAUUCUUUGAACACGAGCAUGCUUUUCGUAGACGCCUCGGUCACUGCAGACGCCUCAAUGAGCAAGAUGGUGCUUGAAUCGGCUAUCGACAUUCCAGCUGGGCCAUACCUCGCAUCAGUCGAAGAUGGCUCAGUAAGCUUUGCGACUGUAUAUCGGCUCUAUCCGGAUACCUACCGUACAUUCCUGUUCGGAGCGUACGACGCGAAUGAUGGACAGGAAAAUCACAACCCGCUCGGUGUUUUCCUGCCCAAGUUUUGGGACCCCAUGAUUCCUGUUCCUUCACGAAUCUACUACUGGGGAGACGACAGACCGUUGGCUGGGGAGCGCGUUGCAAUCAAAGAUUUGUACGAUGUCAAGGGCCUGCAAACUUCCGGCGGCAGUCAGGCAUGGGCUCGCAUCACUCCCAUUUCGAACGGUACAGCGCCAUCAGUGCAGCAGAUCCUCGAUCUCGGAGGUGUCGUCGUUGGUAAGCAGAAGCUCGCUCAAUUCGCCUCCGGUGCCAAUCCUUGGGAAUGGCAAGAUGAGCACUACCCGUUCAACCCAAGAGGUGAUGGAUGGCUCACGUGCUCAGCUUCUUCUUCCGGCGGAGGCUGCUCCAUUGCUGCGUACGAUUGGCUUGACUAUGCUAUCGGAAGCGACACCGGCUCUUCGAUGAGGCGACCGGCCGCAGUAGCUGGUGUAUAUGGACAACGUCCCAGUCAGGGGUUGAUAUCACUCGAGCGUGUCAUUCCGUUGGGAGCAGCGACCGACACCGCAGGAGUCUUCUCUCGCGACCCCUACAAAUGGAUCAGAUUCGCCAAGUCUUGGUACACACCCAGCCUCUACCAGAACUCGUCGAUCACCGGUCUAUCACCGCUUUCUGUUCCAGACACAGACGCAUUCCCCAAGACCAUUCUCUACCCCACAGACUACCUCCCGCUGAACAACUCGGCCGCAGAACCCAUCUUACAAGAUUUCAUUGCCAACUUGACGAGGAUCUUCAACAUGACUGUGAAGGAAUUCAACUUUACUGCUACGGUACAGAAUUCAUCUGACCCCAUUGCGAGCAACUUCACUAGGAUGGGCCAGGCGACCAGCGCAAUAAACGGAUGGUCAUCAUGGCAAGUCGUCGGAAAGCCUUUAGUCACUGCUUGGGCCGCCCUCUUCGACGGCCGCUUCCCGCCAAUUGAUCCUGCGAGACGACUCGGCUGGUUCGCCUUCGACGAAUCGCGAACCAACCAGACCACCUACGACGCAGCACUCGUAACCAAAAACACAGCCGUAGAGUGGUACGAGAGGGAACUCCAAUACAGCACCCCCGAAUCGUGUUCAGAGUCUGUGAUGCUCUACGACAUUGGCACCGGCGGCUUACCUUCAUACCGCGAAAAGGACCUCAACGACUCACCGUAUGCUUCUUACCUAGCUGUGACACCACCGGGGGCAAAGAUCACUGGUGCAGGUAUAUGUCCGAUAUUCGGGUGUGCCGAUUUCACGAUUCCGAUUGGUCAGGUGCCGUACCGGAGUGAGGUUACGUUCCAUGAGGAAAUGGUGCCUGUAACCAUCAAUAUGGUGGUAAAGAGGGGAUGCGAUUUUGUGCUUUACAAUAUGAUUGAGAAGUUGGCGGAUGAGGGCGUGCUGAAGACAGUCAAGACGGGGAGAACAGCCUUUGAAUAGUAGAGCUGGUAUCGUAGAGAGAAUGAGAUACGACAUGACGAACUCAAUGCAACCUGACAUGACAGGUUUUUUUAGGCUCAACAACUGUCGCUCGACACAAGUGUAAACAUCCGGCUAUAGCGAGAGUCGCUUAUAAAGUUGCUUGGCCGAAAGGUGGCCGAUGUUAGUUGUCAAAAGACGCCAUAUUGCUUUUGAAUCGACAACUGUGAAAACACCACCGCACUGAUAGAGAGGAGAUUGCCUGGUAAGGCUGCAUUGCAUUGUUGCGAACCAAACUGGUCCUGCGCUCUGGUAUCAAGAGCCGGAAUGCAUCAUUCUACCAUUCGAAAAGCGACCACAACG